Molecule: messenger RNA, 2191 nt
Organism: Diachasmimorpha longicaudata
Lineage: Eukaryota; Metazoa; Arthropoda; Insecta; Hymenoptera; Braconidae
Gene: Uck
Product: Uridine-cytidine kinase
Exons: 5
Coding region: 466-1263 (265 amino acids)
Cellular component (GO): cytoplasm
Molecular function (GO): ribosylnicotinamide kinase activity; ATP binding
Source: RefSeq, a predicted model, not a curated record
AGUUUGGUGUCCGGUCGCCUGAGCUCCGAGAUCUGAGCCUUUACUUUUUUGUUUCUCCUCUUUUGUAGAAGGAGCUAAUGUAAUUUUAAUUUCUUCCUCACUAUUCGCCUGACAAAAAAUUGCCAGUGAAUUUCUUUUCGAGCGAAUUUCGUCAGCUUCGAAAAGCUCCUUGACAUUUUCUUCUAAAAUGUGUAAUUUAAGGGAUAUUUGGGAAUCAGCGGAAAUGUCGGUACAAUUGCUGCUUGCGGUGAAGAGGGCAAAUACCGCGACAAGUGGAGCGCCGAUGCAGGUGCCAAUCAAUGGCCGCAUGAGACUGGAAUUUCAACAUUGCAAAAACAUACAGCAGUGUAGCUUCAUCUGGUUGGUGAGGAGAUACUGAGAAAUUUAGUGGAUUCAGUACUUCUGCAGUGUGAGGAAGCUCGAAAAACAUCAAAAGUGGGUUGGCUGAGGUUUCUGGUCAGAAGAAUGGCUGAUGUACCGAUGAACAUGGGCUCCAACAGGAAAAUGUCAUUCGGAUUUUCCAAUAAACUCAAUGGCAUUGAGGGAAAGACUCCCUUCCUCAUUGGGGUCUCUGGAGGUACUGCCAGUGGAAAGUCAACCGUUUGCAAGAGGAUUAUGGAAAAAUUGGGUCAAGUAGACAUGGAUCACCAGGAGCGUCAGGUGGUGUGCAUAUCUCAAGACAGUUUUUACAGAGAUCUGACACCAGCUGAGAAACUGCGAGCCGAGAAGGGCCAAUACAAUUUUGACCAUCCUGAUGCAUUUGACAAUGACCUGAUUCUCCAAACACUCCAGGACAUCCUCGCUGGGAUCAAGUGUGAAAUACCAGCAUAUGAUUACAGAACCAACAGCUUAAUUAAAGACCAAAUUACGACGAUUUAUCCUGCUGACGUUGUACUCUUCGAGGGAAUUCUAGUCUUCUAUUUCCCUAAGAUUAGGGAUUUGUUUCACAUGAAAUUAUUCGUUGACACGGACUCUGAUACACGACUUGCUAGAAGAGUGCCAAGAGAUAUCAAAGAACGAGGGAGAGAUCUGGAUUACGUGUUGAAUCAGUACAUGAAUUUCGUCAAACCAGCAUUUGAGGAAUUUUGCUUGCCAACUAAAAAAUUCGCCGACGUAAUCAUCCCAAGGGGUGCAGACAACACAGUGGCGAUAGAUUUGAUAGUUCAGCACAUAAGGGACUUCUUGGGAAAUCGGGGUCGAGUCACUGUAGAGCCUGAGAGUCCUGUUAGUCGAGGAGAGAGCCAUUUCAAGAGGCCACAUUAAUAGUGAGACGACCGCUAAUUUCUUUAGUUCAAGAAUUUUACUCGACGACAAAAGGACGCGCAUUAAAAAUUUAAUGGAAUUUUGUAAUGGAACUGGUACAAAUGCGAAUGGAAUUUUUCCUUUGAAUUGAAUAGAAAUUUUCAGAGAAAACCCUCGGUAUUCUUCUAUUAACUUUUUUUAAUGCGUGAAUUAUUGUACUCAUGAUUGAUAUUAUAGAUGAAAUGCUUUAAGACGCUAUUUUCAAGUUCUAUAUUUAUAUCUCAACUUCAAUAGCAAAACGAUUAAGAGGAACAUCCGAAGAGCCAAUAGUUUACGAACUAAUCGAUUCAGAAAAUUUAAUUGAGAGACUUAUGUAAAUAGUUUCACGAACCAAAAUAAUAAAUACGUUCUGGUAUAGUCUCUCGCAACCUGAUUCCUGAGCAAGCUCAACAAAAUUUCGUUAAAUAUAAAUCAAUAAAGCUUAACGAUCUUAACUAUCCAUAGUAAUAUUGAAAAAUCUUGUGCGAGCUAGUUGUUUCAAAGCACACUUUCCCAGAGUUGUUAACAAAUUAUGCAAAUCCACAAAGUACAGCCCAUUUGAAUUCCUCUUUCCCAUUUUGCCUCGAAAUUCGUUUUUAUUUAAAAUUUGCUUUUAUUUUGUGAUUGGAUUGACCUGGUAAUUGACCAACCAAAUACUAAUUUAUUAAUGUUACAAAUAUUUUAAGGCGGCUAAACACAUUAAUUUAUUGUUUGUUAACGGUUUGAAAUUUAAUUUUUAUGAAACGCUGAAAAUGAACAGUUGUACAGAUUGAUGAAAAUUUCAAAAAUAUAUUUGUUAUGUUUUAUUAUGUCUUACAAAAUUUUCAUGUGUACAGAAUUGAAAUGUGAUUAAAAUUCACCAUGAAUUGAUGAUUACAAGUAGAAUUAAAUAAAAAAAAUUAUGGGGAUA